AUGGGUUUUAAAGAGCUGAGGGCUUUUAACCUAGCAAUGUUGGGUAAACAGGCAUGGCGAUUUUUAACAGACCCAGAAACACCCGUAGCUAAAAUCUAUAAGGCAAGGUAUUACCCCACAACCAGUUUUACAGAUGCAACUAUUGGUAACUGCCCAAGUUACUGUUGGAGAAGUAUAAUGGCAGCCCAUGCAAUGGUAGUCUCAGGGGUGCGAAGGAGGAUUGGGAAUGGACAGACAACUUUAAUAUGGGGGCACCCGUGGUUACGGGAUAAUCCUAGCCCAUUGAUUCAAACAGAAAUGCCACAGCAAUUGAGAGAGGCACGAGUUGCAGGACUAAUUGAUUUACAGACUCAUACCUGGGAUCCGCAUAUUUUGUCUGAUUUAUUUAAUCCUGAGGAUGUAGAGCGAAUAAAUAUGAUCCCUGUUAGUCUUGAGUAUGAGGACUCAUGGUAUUGGAUGAGUGACCCAAAGGGGAUAUAUACAGUAAAAAAUGCCUAUAGGCAUAUUGUGGACUCGUUUACAUCAUGGCUAAAAGGGGCUAUGGCGGCCCUGACGGAGGAACAGACCCGGUUAAUGAUAGCAGUAUUAUAUUAUAUUUGGAGAACCCGGAAUUCAGCUAUCUGGAAGGGAUCAAUGAUGCGGCCUACCCAAUUGGUCAGAGCAGCCACCGUAGCACUGCAGGCGUACGGCGCUGCCCAUGUCCGCCGAACCGACCCGGCACUGGCGACGGACCACUUGAACGGUCCAGGGGAGGGUGGUCUACGAUGUUAUGUGGAUGCGGGUUUCCGGCACGAUACGGGCGAGGCUACUUACGGCAUGAUUAUUAUAGCACCAGAUGGCUCGUUUGUGGCAGCAAGGAAUGACAAGUUACCAAUUUGUUCUUCACCACUUAUGGCGGAGGCCCAGGCAUACAAGGAGGCUUUGUCCUGGCUACUUGAGCGGGACAACAUAUCAGUAAGUUUACUCACGGAUUGCAUGGAAUUGGCUGCGAUAAUCAGGCACCAUCACACGCCGAUCCACUCGUACGUUGGGGUCACAGUUGACCAGUGCAGAACGUUUAUGUCGUUGUUUAAUCGUAUUACUUUGGAUUACAUCUCUAGGCAGGAGAAUAGCCAGAUUGAAGACACUUGGCAGCUUCUCAGCACCUCAGCAGUUAGAUCAGCAGUUAGGACUGUAGCAUUGAAUCUGUUAUGA
This is a messenger RNA of Ipomoea nil (Japanese morning glory), 1194 nucleotides long. RefSeq lists its product as uncharacterized. NCBI's taxonomy places the organism in Eukaryota, Viridiplantae, Streptophyta, Magnoliopsida, Solanales, Convolvulaceae. The transcript has 3 exons. Gene Ontology annotation, molecular function: nucleic acid binding; RNA-DNA hybrid ribonuclease activity. The record is from RefSeq and is a predicted model, not a curated record. Bases 1 to 1194 code for a protein of 397 amino acids.